Messenger RNA from Platichthys flesus (European flounder), 3882 nucleotides. It is a transcript of the gene slc1a9, whose product is annotated as solute carrier family 1 member 9. Gene Ontology annotation, cellular component: plasma membrane. NCBI's taxonomy places the organism in Eukaryota, Metazoa, Chordata, Actinopteri, Pleuronectiformes, Pleuronectidae. The coding region runs from base 130 to 2124 and encodes 664 amino acids. Gene Ontology annotation, biological process: L-glutamate transmembrane transport. Gene Ontology annotation, molecular function: L-glutamate transmembrane transporter activity; neutral L-amino acid transmembrane transporter activity; glutamate:sodium symporter activity. The record is from RefSeq and is a predicted model, not a curated record. The transcript has 11 exons.
GACCGUGACUUCGGCUCCCCGUCCCUCUCUGCCUCUCCAUCUCCUCCUCGCCACAGCCCUCAGCUCGCCGCGCCUCUCCCUGAUGCCUCGCUCUUGUCGAAUGGGAGACAGCGUCACACAGCAGGCAGGAUGACAAACCAGACGACAGCCAACCAAUCCAGCACAGUCAAGAAGGAGAAAGAAGAAAGCCAGCGAGAUGACAACACAGACGUUGCGUAUAAAGAUGCAGGCCACUGCAGCCGCAACACCCACAACCUGCUGCUGGGACUCACUGUCGCGGGUGUCGUUAUGGGGGCAGUGUUUGGGAUGCUUCUGCGCUACAUGAAGGUGACGGACUACUCCACGCUCACGAUGGUUUCCUUCCCGGGCGAAAUCCUCAUGAGGAUGCUGAAAAUGCUCAUCCUGCCUCUAAUCAUCUCCAGUCUCAUCACAGGGCUGGCUGGUUUAGACGCACGCUCCAGUGGCAGGAUGGGCAGCAGAGCCAUGGUGUACUACAUGUCCACCACUGUAAUAGCUGCCAUCCUCGGGGUCAUUCUGGUGCUGGGGAUCCACCCGGGGAACCCCAAACUGAGGGGAGCCACGUCAAAAUCGGCCCCGAAGAACCAGGAAGUCAACAGCCUGGAUGCCUUCCUUGACCUACUCCGAAACCUCUUCCCUGAGAACCUGGUGCAGGCCAGCAUCCAACAGGUUCAGACGGUGCUAAAAAAGGUGCCGGUCCCAGUAUCAAACCAGACUGAGCCCAUUAUAGUGGGCAUAAAGACACUGGAGUAUAAAUGGGGCAUGAAUGUCCUCGGUAUGAUUGGCUUCUUCAUCACCUUUGGGAUCUGCAUGGGCAAGAUGGGCGAGCGCGGGAAGGUCAUGUGCGACUUCUUCAACAUCCUCAAUGAAAUUAUCAUGACGAUGGUUUCGAUGAUCAUGUGGUACUCUCCCGUUGGCAUUGCCUCUUUGAUCGCAGGGAAGAUUGCAGCCAUCGGAGACCUGGAAGUGGUGGCCAGGCAGCUAGGCAUGUACAUGGUGACAGUCAUCGUGGGCCUGGUGAUCCACGGCGGAUUAAUCCUACCUGCUAUAUACUUUGCUAUCACCAGAAAAAGUCCCUUUAUUUUCUACUCUGGAGUCUUCCAAGCUUGGAUCACUGCGCUGGGCACUGCUAGCAGCGCUGGGACGUUACCGGUCACCUUCCGCUGCCUGGAGGAGAAUCUGAAAAUUGAUAAACGUGUGACUCGCUUCGUGCUGCCCAUAGGUGCAACCAUUAACAUGGACGGCACCGCACUGUAUGAGGCUGUGGCCGCCAUCUUUAUCGCCCAGAUGAAUGACAUCACCCUGGACAGCGGACAGAUCAUUACAGUCAGUAUGACCGCCACCCUGGCCAGUGUUGGAGCUGCCAGUAUUCCGAGUGCUGGACUGGUGACCAUGUUGCUGAUCCUGACGGCGGUCGGCUUGCCCACCCAGGACAUCAGUCUGCUCAUCGCUGUGGACUGGCUGCUUGACAGAAUGCGUACCUCCAUCAAUGUGGUGGGCGACUCGUUUGGUGCCGGCAUCGUGGACCACUUGUCCAAGGCGGAGCUGGCCGAAAUAGACGCGGCCGAAUUGCAAAUGCAAAUGCAACUGCUCCAUCCAGAGGAGGAGCUAGAUUUCAUCCCUCCGCCACCGAUCUUCACCGAGAUGGACCUGGUCGACCCUUUCAGACCGCCUGAGCUGCCACCUCGCUCCCCUCGCCCACCCAAACAAAACCACCACAGCCUCUCCCAGUCCCACUCAAUCACUUACUCGCCAUCCCGUUCUAUCCGAUCUCCAUCCCCCCGCUCCAUCCGUUCUCCCUCUCCGCGCUCCGUCUGCUCCCAUUCUCCCCGACCUUUCCGUACUCACUCACCCCGCAUACUCCGCAGGACGGAGGCGGGCUAUUCCGCUCUGCCCAGCCAUGAUAACCAGAUUCCCACAAUGCCUCGCUGCUACAGAGAGCGAGAACGGGAGCGGGAACGGGACCGGGACCGACUGAGGCGAGAGAGUGAAACUGAGGAGGAGGACGAGAGAGAGAGGGUUUUGGGUGAAGUAAGUGACGGCGAGGAGAGUGAUGACACUGCCUAUGAUCGGAGGAACGUCAUCCCACUGGGCGACCUGCCAUGAUUGGAUUUUUACCACAGAAAAGCUUCCCCAGCGAUUUGUUUCUGUUGUACGACAGCUUUUCCCGCUUUAUUGCAUGGCUCAGCUUUUUCACACAUGAGCCCAGCGGAGGGCACAUGUGGAUUUCUAGUUGGUCACAUUGUUAUUUCUUUUUUUUGUUUUGUGUUCCAAAAUCGACAGGAUUGAUCAAUUCUUUCAAUGACAACACGCUGUAACAUUCCUGAGAAGAGCCCAAUAAACCAACUUGUUCAUUUUAGCUUUCUUGUUAGCUGAAACCCAACAAAAGGUGCUGUAUAUAAACUUUUGAAAUCACUUUAGAUGUUCGAAUUCAUCCUUAAGGCUUGCUACUUCUUCAUCCUCUCAUGUUGGACUCAGACUGGGUGACUCACUACCUCAGGUGGUAUUACCCGAGGGGAUGGACUGGAGCUAGCUAGUUAGCUUGCUAACUGAAGCAGGAAAGAAAGGAUAUGAAUAGAAGCAAAACAAGAGUUUAUCAAUGGCCUUGUUUCCCACUGCUGAGGAAAGCUUUAGUGUGAUGCUUUUGCAAUGUUUCUCCUAAACAUAUAAAUAAAUAUAAUGCUAAGAAUUGGUGAGCGAUAGCAAAAACUUACAUACAGCACCUUUGUAUGAAGAGUUGUUUCCCUAGAUUACUCCUUUCAUUCCCUUUAUUCAUUAAUUAUUACGUAGAUUUCUCACUUAAUAACCCCAAAAAGUUCCUGUUUGCCUAAACGUUUACGAUACCAGGGAAUUGUGGGUGUGCUCUUGAUGAGAAAAGUAUGUUGGUGUUUUUACCAGCCUUUUAAAGCACAACCACAAGUAAUGAGUUCCUCCUUUGCUCGGUUCACUCUCUUCUACUUUUAGUUCCUUUGCAGAAAGUGAAAUUGUUUAACUUACAACUGAAUAGUUUGACAUUUUUGGACUUGCGUUUAUUUGUUUGGUUGAAGAGAGUUAUGUGAGAAAAUUGAUAUUAUUCUGAACUCUUUACGUGAUAUUUUGGCUUCACUUUUGCACAGAGGACAUGGAGAUGUGUUCUCCAUCUUUACUUACAUUCACUGAUUGCAGACAAGUAGCCCAGGACAUAAAUGUGUGAAAAACCACCACGCAUCAUUUUAUGUUAGUGAAUUCACCAGGCUAUCCGUUUCCCCCCUACUCUAAUCUUAAUGCUAUGCUUAGCUAACCAGCUGCUGGUUGUAGCUUCAUAUUAGAGUGCGGUAUCCGAGGAAUCACUCUAACACAAGGCAAGGAAGGAAACAACUGCAUUUCUCAAAACGUCAAACUAUUGCUUCAAAUGACCUCAGUAACACAACAGGUUUAUGUAAAUGAUCGAAACACAUGACCAGCAGACAUUAUUUUUAUAUUCCUUUACCUUCCUGCAUCUCAACAUUUGUAUCCUUGGUGCUCUUCUUGCACAUCACCUCAUUUUCCUCCCUGACACCGGUCAAUGUUGAUGUUAAUUUGUCCAUAUUAUCGAUGGUUUGUAUUUUUUUUUUUGUUGUAGUGUCUGAAAUGAUGAGUAAUAGGCAAGAUGCUGUAUUGAUUUUGUUAUAUGUUUAAACUUAUUUGUUCUUCCCUAAUUAUCAUUCUUAAGUUGUUAAAUGCUGUAAAAUGACGUCAUCUGUCUCCUCUGUCCCACUGAACUGCCCAUUCAUUUAAAACUAGAGUUCAUUAAUUACCUCCGUACAUCCUCAAUAUUUAACUCAGACUCACAGGUCCAGGUUGUGUGUAUAUUGUAUGUAAUAAAACUUCUGAGAUUUAUUUAAA